This is a messenger RNA of Cylas formicarius (sweet potato weevil), 1753 nucleotides long. RefSeq lists its product as uncharacterized. The record is from RefSeq and is a predicted model, not a curated record. The coding region runs from base 461 to 1753 and encodes 430 amino acids. Gene Ontology annotation, biological process: transcription initiation at mitochondrial promoter; rRNA methylation. Gene Ontology annotation, cellular component: mitochondrial matrix. Gene Ontology annotation, molecular function: mitochondrial transcription factor activity; rRNA (adenine-N6,N6-)-dimethyltransferase activity. The transcript has 7 exons. Lineage: Eukaryota; Metazoa; Arthropoda; Insecta; Coleoptera; Brentidae.
AGGUGAAUCACCCUGUUUGUUAGGUGUUUUUCAACAAAUAUUUGGAAAAACUAUUGAGUACGAAUUUAUUUACCAUAUACAAAAAUCAGACACUUUGUAGUAUGCAUCUUCGCCACGCAAUUACUCUCCUUCACUCGGGAUCUUGACUGAAACUAAACAAUUAAUACGCUAAGCCCACUACAUUGCAGCAACUCUUUGAAGUAAUCGACUUUACAUAUCUUCCAAAAUGCGAAAAAAACACAUUUUUUUCAACUCGCUGUGUUGGUUUAUAAGUUUGGUGUAAAACCGCCAUCAUGUUAAACUAGACUUCUGUGACAUGUCAAUUAAGCGUUUUAGAAAAUGACCCGGUGGUAUAAUUUAAUUUGUUUUAUAUGAUGAGGAAAGGAAGAGUUUUCCCCCCAAGAAACCUAACCAUAACCUCAAAAUUAAGAUGUAGGUGAGUUGUUUAUUUAUAAAGGCCAUGACUUUGUGCAGAAUAUGGGUAAUGCGAAAGUUACUUCAGGCUUGGAGUUGUUCCAUGUGCACUUACUCGGAAUUUCCGAACACAACCGAAAAUAUUAAACUGAAAGCAAAAAAAGCAAGAGUUAGUAAAGCGCAUGUUAAACAAGUUAACACAUUUAUUGAAAACAACCUCGAUAUUGUGCAGUACAGAGAUUCAAUACCUUGUAAAUACUUGAACACUAAAAGUAUAAAACAAACCAGAUCUUUGUACCUCAUCAGUCCUACAGUGGCCGAAAGCAUUGGUUCACAUGUUAUGAAAGCAGUAAGGGUGCAAGACGAACAUGUGAUUGCCGAAACGAAUCCUGGGUUGGGAUUAAUUACGAGAUAUUUGUUGGACCAAGAUGUAAAUAAGAUUCACCUUUAUGAAUCUUGUGAGGAGUUCCAGUUGUCAAUAAAGAGACUACAUGCAGAUUAUUUGAACAGAAUGGAAUUUUACCCGAGAAAUUUUUUUCACCUGAGUUUUUAUUCAAGGUUGGAUAAAUAUGACAAUGGCAAUAGGGUUGCGUCCUUGCUGAGACACGUGCCUGCAAAGAGAUGGUUAGAGGGCCCUGCCAUCACAGUAAUUGGAACUAUGCAAAAUUUGAAGUUUCUACAAUUCCUGAUUACAGGGAUAGUUAUGCAAACUCAUUUAGCUCUGUUUGGUAGGGUACAAAUAUUUGCAAUAAUGAGCCCCAAGGAUUAUAGGGCCUUAAAUUCCAAAAAGUUCUUAAGCCACUGGAGCAUUUUAUUCAAUGUGUUUAUGGACUAUGAGCUACUUGAGAAGUAUGACCGGAGAUUUUUUGUACCAUGGCAAAGUGACAGGAAAAAUGGAAGGACCAAUAGUAAUGGUUUGGAAGCGGGAGUCCUUUAUUUGGUCAAGAUCAAUAUGAAGAAAAAAUUGCCUCUGAAAGGGACCGAAAUGUUGCAGUUUUUCUAUUUUACCAGAAGACUAUUAAGAUCACGACGGUUGAGAAUCAUACCACUAGUUGAGGACUGGAUACCCAACUGCGGGUUAAACCUCAUGGCUCCCAAACUAAAACAUGAAGAUUACUUUGAUGAAAUGGGCAUUUUUACCCAAUUCGAUGAGCUAAAUCCUAAUCAGAUUGUCUCACUCUUCAAGGAAAUCGCCGCUUCAGAGAGUUAUGAAAAAAGCUCCUUUGUCAACCUUAUAGAGCAUCAAUUGAUGCAUCGUGAGACAAUUGACACAGAUCUUAAUAAAUACCUGGAGGAAAUAAUUACAAAUGAACUGCAAAAUAAAGAUGAUUUGCAAUAA